This is a messenger RNA of Entelurus aequoreus (snake pipefish), 933 nucleotides long. RefSeq names its product trypsin-3-like. The transcript has 5 exons. NCBI's taxonomy places the organism in Eukaryota, Metazoa, Chordata, Actinopteri, Syngnathiformes, Syngnathidae. Gene Ontology annotation, biological process: proteolysis. The record is from RefSeq and is a predicted model, not a curated record. Gene Ontology annotation, molecular function: serine-type endopeptidase activity. The coding region runs from base 66 to 848 and encodes 260 amino acids.
UAUGAAAGACCUUGAGAAAAAGGAGAUAAGAGGACUAAAAUAGGCGGCAGUAGUCCGUUGAGAACAUGUUAACACUGCUGGCCUGGCAGAUGGAGGAAAUGAAGUUUUUGGUUCUUCUUGCUCUCUUUGGAGGUGCAGCUGCAGCUUCCCUCAAGGAAGAUGACAGGAUUGUUGGAGGGCAUGAAUGUGCUAAAAACUCAGUGCCCUACCAAGUGUCUCUCUUCACUGGAUACAACUCCUGUGGGGGGGUUCUCCUGUCACCAGAGUGGGUGCUCUCUGCUGCACACUGCAGAACAAAAUCGGAUGUCGAAGUGCGGCUGGGGGAGCAUGACAUCUGGGAGCCUGAGGGCACUGAGCAGCACGUCAUGUCGGCCCAGUUCAUUCCCCACCCUGACUACAACCCCCGCACACAGGACAGUGAUAUCAUGCUGAUCAGGCUGAGUCGUCCCGCCUCUCUGAACAACUAUGUGCGCACUGUUACGCUUCCUUCAAGAUGUGCCACUGAUGGGACCAUGUGUCAUGUCUCUGGUUGGGGGAAUAUUCGACCCAGUGAUGAAGGCUCAAGGUACCCUCAUAAACUGCAGUGCCUGGAUGUCCCCCUGCUGAGUGAUGACGCCUGCUUUAAUGCAUAUCCUUUCCAAAUCACUGACAACAUGAUCUGUGCUGGUUAUCUGGAGGGGGGCAAAGACUCCUGUCAGGGUGACUCCGGGGGUCCUAUGACAUGUGACGGCAUGCUCCAAGGAGUCGUGUCCUGGGGGAAAGGCUGCGCUCAGAGAAACAAACCCGGGGUGUACACAAAAGUGUGCAAUUAUGUCAGAUGGAUCCAAACAACAAUGUUGUCUGGCUAGGUUAAAUGCAAUAUGCAAUAUGAACAAUAUGCCCCUUGUCAUGUGGCAACGUGGGUGCAAAAAGACACCAAAAAUAAAUCAUGUG